Varroa destructor (honeybee mite) is the source of this 2180-nucleotide messenger RNA. RefSeq names its product sec1 family domain containing Slh (gene Slh). Gene Ontology annotation, biological process: vesicle-mediated transport. The record is from RefSeq and is a predicted model, not a curated record. NCBI's taxonomy places the organism in Eukaryota, Metazoa, Arthropoda, Arachnida, Mesostigmata, Varroidae.
GGUUUGUCAAGGCGUUCUUUUAUCCAUAGUGGCUAUUUUAUAUCAGAACUUCCGUUAACUAACACAGCGUCUAGCCAUAGCUAGCUGUCAACGAAAUCUGUCGAUGACAUUUUUGCUACACCUAUGUUAAUAUAAGCAUCAAGUUAAAGGAAAUGGAGAAGUCGUACACGAAGGCCCAUCACUGUCAGACUUUUUGUAGCAUUUGAUAUUUUUCUUAGGCUGAAAAAAUCAGGGCUCAUCCUCAUUCCCUAUCAUAAUGAUGUCGUUAAAUAUCCGAGAGCGACAGAUUGCCGCUCUCAAGCACAUGCUCAAUCUAAACGUGUCCCAAAAAGGGAAAGCCAAUGAGCCCGUUUGGAAGGUGCUGGUCUAUGAUCGUGCCGGCCAAGACAUCAUUUCGCCACUGCUGUCCGUGCGUGACUUACGUGAUCUUGGGGUCACUCUACAUCUCUUGAUUCAUUCUGACAGAGACCCUAUCCCGGAGGUUCCCGCCGUCUACUUUGUUGCUCCUAGUCAAGAAAACAUCAGCCGCAUUGGUCAAGACUUUCGCAAUGAACUCUAUGAUCAAUAUUAUCUGAAUUUCAUAUCUCCAUUGUCUCGCCAAUACCUUGAAGACUUGGCUUUGGCAGCAAUUAGCGCCAACUGUGUACAGAACGUGUCCAAAGUCUUUGAUCAAUAUCUGAAUUUCAUCACAAUUGAUAAUGACAUGUUCCUGCUGAAGCAGCAUGGCCGCGAAGAGGUUAGCUACUACGCACUGAAUCGAGGCUCGGUCUCAGAUAUUGAAAUGGAUUCUGUGAUGAAUUCAAUUGUCGACUGUCUGUUCUCGGUAUUCGCAACCCUUGGUACCAUACCAUUCAUUCGGGCUCCAAAAGGCAACGCGGCCGAAAUGGUGGCCGAAAAGCUCGAUAAGAAGCUCAAGGAUAACCUGCGCGAUAUGCGGAACUCGCUAUUCUUAGAUAUGACCCCUGGGCAGUUCUCGUUCCAAAGACCGCUCCUGGUCAUCCUUGACCGAAGCAUGGACAUGGCUACCCCUCUCCAUCAUACGUGGACGUAUCAAGCGUUAACCCACGAUGUACUGGACUAUAAAUUGAAUCGUGUUACGCUCGAGGAAGCUGUAGGGCCGCCAGGUCAUCUCACCGGCACGAAGCCUCGUGUUAAGACACGCACGUAUGAUUUGAAUGUGAGCGACAAGUUCUGGCAACAGCACAAAGGAAGCCCAUUUCCAACAGUAGCUGAAGCAGUUCAGGAGGAGCUGGAAAAGUACCGUGCCUCAGAAAAAGAAGUCAAAAGACUUAAGGCUCAAAUGGGACUUGAUGGCGAUAAUGCUGAUGAAGCAAUGGGUUUGCUAAAUGACAAUACAGCUAAGCUAACAAACGCCGUCAGUUCCUUGCCUGAACUUCUCGAAAAGAAACGUCUGAUUGAUCAACAUACAACGAUUGCCACUGCAAUCUUGGACGAGAUCAAAGCUCGUAAGUUAGACACUUACUUCGAAAUAGAAGAAAAGAUACUCGGAAGGCAAACACUGGAGCGAAGCAUACAGGAUACGUUAGCCGAUCCUCAGGCCGGCUCGCCAUGCGAUAAACUUCGUUUGUUCCUCAUCAAUUUCAUUUGUAACCAGAUAUCGCCGGAAGAGUUUAAGGAGUACGAGGCACUCUUGGAAAAGGCUGGCUGCGAUCUGAAAGCUGUUAAAUACCUCAAAAGGUGGAAGGACUUCAGCCAAAUGCAGGUGCAAGCACAGCAGGCGUAUGCUGGCUCGGGUACGAAAACUGUCGGCAUGUUCUCUAAACUAAUGUCACAAGGAAGUCAAUUCGUUAUGGAGGGGGUCAAGAACUUGGUAGUAAAGAAACACAAACUACCAUUGGCUAGAAUUGUAGAAUCUUUAAUGGACUUAAAAUCAGGACCGGACACUGAUGAUUUUCGUUAUUUUGAUCCCAAGCUUCUUCGAGGAUCUUCACCCGAGUUUGGGGCUAGUCGCACACAGACGCCGUUUUAUGAUGCGAUUGUGUUUGUUGUUGGUGGAGGUAAUUACAUUGAAUACCAGAACCUCAUUGAGUGUAUGCGGACGAAAUCGACUCCGCGAAACGUCAUCUACGGCUGUACAGAACUAAUGAACGCUCGACAAUUUGUACAACAACUUAGUUGUUUAGGCGACGAAAUUAACUAAUGAGUAAUGGAGGCCUUUC